Aspergillus aculeatinus CBS 121060 is the source of this 510-nucleotide messenger RNA. RefSeq lists its product as uncharacterized. The record is from RefSeq and is a predicted model, not a curated record. The transcript has 4 exons. NCBI's taxonomy places the organism in Eukaryota, Fungi, Ascomycota, Eurotiomycetes, Eurotiales, Aspergillaceae. Bases 1 to 510 code for a protein of 169 amino acids.
AUGGGAACGACUUCUGUCCGCCGCAAUCUCUUUCACCAUCAUUUCAGCAGACGCCCUGGCUCGAUGGCUCCUUCUAGCUCCUCUGCGCAGAGCAGUGCUACUCACGGGGUUCCGGUUCUAUCCGCGCAGAUGGCACCCUCGAUGUCCUCGGACUCAGCCUCGUCCUUGAGUUCCGGCCCCGUUGAUGGGGGGGAAAUUGUGGCCCGAGACAAGAACGGUGGCUACAAGCUCGACAUUCCGGUUCUCCCCGCUUUGGUUGGCAAUGGGGGUGAUGAAAUGGAGGGUAUAGAAGACGUAGGUGCCCAGGGCGGUUCCGGGGCCGCAACAAUCGAUGCUACAAACCAGACCGAUAUCUCAAGACGAGAGAAAGAGAAGAUCGAAGCCAGUUUGUCUGAAAUUCUUUUCGACAGCCAAAUCUUGACGCUUAUCCAGCAGAGCCUUCGUAACAAAGUUGCCGCUUUGGAGGAAGAUAAUUGGAUGUACGAACCCGAGGUCGACUCCAGUAUCUAG